CAACACCCCUCACUCACUUUGCUGUCAUCAGCCUUAGUCACUUAUCUCGCGAUACAGACUGACAAGAACCUUCUCUUCGCAACCCGAGACAUCUCGACAGCUACUCAAAACUCUUGAGAGCUUCGUACACUUCCCGAACUUGGAGUGAUGUAUCGUGUGUGGCUGCGGCCCCGAUUGUGGGCGGGGCUAGCUUCAACUCGCCCCGCCUCUUCCGGCGCAGCGGAGCCGUUUCUGAGCGGGUCUUCCGGUGCCUACGUAGAGCAGAUGUACGAGGCAUGGACACAAAACCCAUCUUCUGUCCACAAGUCUUGGGAUGCGUUCUUUCGAAAUGCCUCGGCAGGUGCAGUCCCUGGCCAGGCAUACUCCCCACCUCCCCCCCUCACACACUCCCCCUCCUCCCCAUCUCCCCGCGUCACUGAAGGAAGCACUCACCAGUCUAUGACCAACAUCACUGAACAUCUCAACGUCCAGGCUCUAAUUAGAGCCUACCAGAUCCGAGGCCACAACAUAGCCAAUCUGGACCCGCUGGGAAUCAACGACGCUGAUCUUGACGACAGCAUGCCUCCUGAACUCAUCGCCAAUGAGGGAUUAGACAUGGACAAGGAGUUCACACUGCCAAAGACCACGAUGAUAGGAGGAGGAGAGAAAGCUCUGCCCCUGAGGGAGAUUAUCAGCAGACUCAGGACCAUCUACUGUGGGAGUGUGGGUGUGGAGUUCAUGUUUAUAAACGACAGACAAAAGUGUGAUUGGAUCAGACAGAGGUUUGAGCCACCAGGAGUCUUCCAGAUGACUGACGAGGAGAAGAAGAUAUUGCUGGCCAGACUGAUUCGCUCAACAAGGUUUGAGGAGUACCUGGCAGCCAAGUGGCCCAGUGAGAAGAGGUUUGGUCUGGAGGGAUGCGAGGUGAUGAUUCCCGCCAUGAAAGAGAUCAUUGACCACUCCACCGUUCGCGGAGUCGAGUCCUACGUCAUUGGAAUGCCUCACAGGGGUCGUCUGAAUGUUCUGGCAAACGUGGCCCGGACCCCCCUGGAGAGAAUUUUCCACGAGUUCAACCCCAUGUUGGACCCCCAGGACGAGGGGAUGGGGGACGUGAAGUACCACCUGGGGACCACAAACACCGUCCUCAACCACUUCUCAGAGAGAGAAAUUACGGUCUCUCUGGUUGCCAACCCUUCACAUCUAGAAGCUGUAGAUCCAGUAGUACAAGGAAAGACAAGAGCCACACAGUUUCGGAGAAACGACGAGAGUGGAAAGACUUGCAUGAGCAUUCUCCUCCAUGGAGAUGCUGCUUUUGCAGGUCAGGGGGUGGUGUACGAGACCUUUCAUCUGUCAGACCUCCCGGACUACACCACCCACGGGACCGUCCACAUGGUCGUCAACAACCAGAUUGGUUUCACCACGGACCCUCGCGUGGCCCGCUCCUCGCCUUACUGCACCGACGUCGCUAAGGUGGUAUCAGCUCCGAUAUUUCACGUCAAUGCCGAUGAUCCUGAGGCCGUCUUGCACGUCUGUCGGGUCGCCACCGAGUGGCGGGCAACAUUUGGAAAAGACGUCGUUAUUGACCUGGUGUGCUACCGUCGCCACGGACACAACGAGAUGGACGAACCCUCACUUACACAGCCGCUCAUGUACAAGCAGAUUAAGAAACACGAAAAACUGGUGGAAAUGUAUGCCAGGAAACUUGUAGAAGGCAAUGUUGUCACUCAGGAGGAUUACGAGAAAGAGAAGAACAAGUAUGACCAGAUCUGUAAAGAUGCCUACGAGAGGGCACCAAAGAUUGUCCCCUUCCACAGAGACUGGCUGGACUCCCCGUGGAAAGGAGUGUUCUCAGACGAAGGGACACCUCUGGAGGCAACCGGUGCCAUCCCGUCGACUGGCAUCUCGCGCCAGAGGAUCUCCCACAUUGGCAACGUCUACAGCUCUCUGCCUGAUGACUUUGAGGAACAUAGAGGCAUCAAGAGAGUGUUGGCGGAGAGACGUAAGAUGCUGGGGGAGGAGGAGUGCGACUGGGCCAUUGGAGAGGCUCUGGCAUUCGGGUCUCUCCUGGAGGAGGGAGUACACGUGAGGCUGUCAGGGCAGGACGUGGAGAGAGGGACCUUCUCCCACAGACACCACGUGAUCCACGACCAGAAGGUCGAUAGGAGGCAGUACCGUCCCCUGGAGCACAUCUCCCCGGACCAGGCCAGGUACACAGUCUGCAACAGCUCUCUCUCCGAGUUUGCAGUUCUCGGGCUUCGAGCUCGGGUUCUCCAUGAGUGAUCCCAACUACCUCGUCUGCUGGGAGGCUCAGUUUGGAGACUUCCACAACAACGCUCAGUGUAUCAUCGACCAGUUCAUAUCGUCAGGUCAGGAGAAGUGGGUGAGACAGAGUGGACUGGUAAUGCUCUUGCCUCAUGGGUAUGAAGGGAUGGGCCCGGAGCACAGUUCAGCAAGACUGGAGCGGUUCCUGCAGCUCUGUUCAGACGACGCAGACUGCCAGCCAGACAUUGACAACCCUGCCUUCGAAUACGACCAGCUCUACAGCUGUAACAUGCAGGUGAUCAACUGUACAACUCCCAGCAACUAUUUCCACGCUCUGAGGAGACAAGUCAAGAAGCCUUUCAGAAAACCACUCAUUGUUAUGACUCCCAAGAGUCUCCUAAGACAUCCGGAAGCCAAAUCGAAAUUUUCCUACUUUGACGAGGGGACACACUUCCUGAGACUCAUCCCAGACUCCACGGCCAGGGAGGGAGAGGGAGUCAAACGGAUCGUGUUCUGCUCGGGGAAGGUCUACUACGAGUUGGCCAAGCAAAGGGAGUUGGCCGGACUCCAGGAAUCUGUCGCUAUUUCCAGGGUUGAGCAGGUCUCCCCGUUCCCCCACGACCUGGUGCACAGAGAGCUGGCCAGGUUCCCCGCGGCUGACGUAGUGUGGGUCCAGGAGGAGCCCAAGAACAUGGGAGCAUGGAGCUACGUUCAACCUCGCUUCUUCACUGCCUCCCACAGUCAGAGACACCCCAGGUAUAUAGGGAGGCCUCCGAGUGCCACAGUUGCAGCAGGGAACAAGGCCGUCUACAAACACGAGCAGGAGACGCUCGUCCAAGGAGCAUUCUCUCUCUGAGACUUCUGCAACAUACCAUUAUAGAGAGCAUUAUGUAGGUAUUGUGUGGCUGGCUGAAUCUAUUAUCUAUUUGUCUUAGUGGAUAACCAUUAAUUUUAUGGCUAAAAUUGUAGGGGGCUGUUGGCACACUCACCCCUGAUGAAGUUCCCUAUAAUAUUAUGACGAUGAUUCGAGCAAUCGACAUGAGAAGUGAUGCGCACUGCUCAUGCACCAACUGCAGACACGUCAUGACGUGUUUAUU
Molecule: messenger RNA, 3338 nt
Organism: Geodia barretti
Lineage: Eukaryota; Metazoa; Porifera; Demospongiae; Tetractinellida; Geodiidae
Source: the annotation of a GenBank genome assembly